Dermatophagoides pteronyssinus (European house dust mite) is the source of this 2031-nucleotide messenger RNA. It is a transcript of the gene epsilonCOP, whose product is annotated as coatomer subunit epsilon. Gene Ontology annotation, biological process: endoplasmic reticulum to Golgi vesicle-mediated transport; intra-Golgi vesicle-mediated transport; retrograde vesicle-mediated transport, Golgi to endoplasmic reticulum. Gene Ontology annotation, molecular function: protein binding; structural molecule activity. Gene Ontology annotation, cellular component: COPI vesicle coat. NCBI's taxonomy places the organism in Eukaryota, Metazoa, Arthropoda, Arachnida, Sarcoptiformes, Pyroglyphidae. The record is from RefSeq and is a predicted model, not a curated record.
GAACGUCUGUUUUUCACUUUCGAACGUUUUCAACAACAAAAGCAACAUCCGUAAAUUCAGUUAAACCCGAAUUUUCUCCCAAAAAAUUUUCCCGAAAUCAUGGGAUUCAUCAAAACGGAAAUACGUUCCGAAUCGGAUUUAAAAUCCAAACCUAUUGUUGAAAAUGCUGAUGGUGAUUAUGAUGAUUCAACAACCACAACGACAACAACAACAACAAUCAUAAAUGAUAAUGAUGAUGAAAAAUUUGAUUGGCAUAAUCAAGAAUUGAAAUGGAAAAAUAUCUUGUUGUUGGGUAUAUGGCAUUUAGCAACAAUAGGUUUUUAUUGUUAUGCAUGUGUAAAUGAUUUUAAAAUUCAAACAAUUUAUUUUGCCGUUGCUAUUGGUAUGAUGUCCGGUAUUGGUACAUCAGCUGGUUCACAUCGUUUAUGGUCACAUCGUUCAUAUCGUGCACGAUGGCCAUUAAAACUUUGGUUACUAAUGUUUCAAGCAAUCACUAUGAAUGGUUCAGCAUUAUCAUAUGCACGUGAUCAUCGUACACAUCAUAAAUAUUCGGAUACAGCUGGUGAUCCAAAAAAUCCAACACGUGGUUUAUUUUAUUCACAUAUUGGUUGGUGGUUAUUGAAAAAAACUGAUGCUGUUAUCGAAGGUGGUCGACAAUUAGAUUUUUCUGAUCUUUAUCGUGAACGAUUGGUUUAUCUUCAACAUAAAUAUUAUCUACCAAUAUUCAUUAUAUUUGGUGUUUUAAUACCAUGGUCAAUACCGGUGAUUGGUUGGAAUGAAGAUCCAUGGAUGUCUUUCGGUUUGGUUGUUGUUUUACGUAUAACAAUCGUACUACAUCAUUUAUUUACCGUUAAUUCAUUGGCACAUUAUUUUGGCUAUCGACCAUAUGAUUUUCGUAUCCGACCGGCUGAUCAUCGAUUUGUUAAUUAUAUUUCAUUUGGUGAAGGUAUUCACAAUUAUCAUCAUGUAUUUCCAUAUGAUUAUCGUAUAAAUGAACGUUCACAAUGGGAACUGUUUAAUCCACCCGGUAUGUUUAUCCAAUUGAAUCGUUUAAUUGGUUUAGCAUAUGAUUUAAAAGUAGCAUCACCAUCAGUAAUUGCUGGUGUUGUUCGACGUCGUGGUGUUCAACCAAUUCGUGAUCAAAAACGAAGUCUUACAUUUCGUAUUUGUAAUGCAUUAUUUGAUUGGACUGUUGGAAUACUUGUUGGUGCAUGGGCUGCAUAUCCAUUGAUUGCAUUUAAAUUGCUUACAGAACGAGAUGUAUUCAUGUAUCGGGCAUAUUUGGCACAGAAAAAAUUCAAUGUAGUUUUAAGUGAAAUUAAUCAAUCAUCACCACAACCAUUGAAAGCGGUUCGAUUAUAUGCCAGAUAUUUAUCAUCAUCAACAACAACAUCGUCGGUGGAUGAAAUUCUUGCCGAAUUGGAUUCAAAUCAAACCAUAUACAUGGAUGAUUGUUAUUCAUCGCUUUGUGCUGCAGCCAUUUAUUUUCAUGAAAAAAAUUAUGAAAAUGUUUUGAAAAUUUUAAAUAAUUCCAGUGAUAUUGAAUGUAUGGCUGCAACCGUACAAGCAUUACUUCAUUUGGAUCGUUUAGACUUGGCCCGUAAAGAACAUAAACGAAUGUGUCAAAAAGAUGAAUAUCAUACCCUAUCACAAUUGGCAUUAGCAUGGAUAAAUUUAUAUUAUGGUGGUGAAAAAUUACAAGAUUCAUAUUUUAUUUAUCAAGAAUUGAAAGAAAAAUUCGGUCCAACACCAUUAUUGUUGAAUGGUCAGGCAACUGCGUUGAUUUGUCAAAAUCGUUGGGAAGAAGCUGAACAAUUAAUUGUGGAAACAAUUGAAAAAGAUUCAAAUUAUACUGAAGCGAUUAUUAAUCAAAUGUUAUUGGCAAAUUUACAAGGAAAAUCAUUAGAAUUAAUAAAUAGAUUUAUUAAUCAAUUAAGUGAUCGUGUUAGUAACCUAGUUUGUAAAAUAUUACUAAAAGUUUACUUUGUUUUACUUAAAGAUAAAAUUUCUAAACAAUAUCAAAUUGUUUAG